Epinephelus fuscoguttatus (brown-marbled grouper) is the source of this 2072-nucleotide messenger RNA. RefSeq lists its product as uncharacterized. The transcript has 11 exons. NCBI's taxonomy places the organism in Eukaryota, Metazoa, Chordata, Actinopteri, Perciformes, Serranidae. The coding region runs from base 69 to 1736 and encodes 555 amino acids. The record is from RefSeq and is a predicted model, not a curated record.
CCAAGGAUGAUGUCCAUGAGCUGCUGAGGUCUGGGCGGGUUUUCCGCUAUGAUGUGCUCCGUGGGAUCAUGGAGUCUCGCAACCCCCUCAGCAGGAUGAUCGAGGAGUUGGAACAGCGAAAGAUGUUUGUCAGCAAUAUCCCAGCCACACCAGCAGGAGGUGCAUCCACCGAUACCUGUAAGAUUAAUCGCAACCCAGAAUGGAAGGUGAAGAAGAGGGCGCUAAUGGCAGAGAAGGGGCUCUACCGGAGGCACUCCACUGACCAUCCUCUGCUGAGGGACUUCGCGAUCUACCUCUCAAAAGAUCUCAACAAUGAGAACUACAAGCAGGAGGUGGAGAAUGUGGCGAGGGUUUUGUUUUACAUGGACCCAGCCCAGCCCUCCCUCCAGUUUGUCCGGGACAGAGAGAAGACCAAGGAAUACAUCAGGCAGCUCUCUGAGGCCCAGCUCACCAAGCAGACCCAGGUGAACUACCUGAAGAGCUUGAAGAGAUUCCUCCACUACCACACGGUCAGCACCAACCUGCUCUUCAAUGACCCAGACCUCCACAGCCAUGCAAAACACUACAUGGAGUUCAUCGGUGCACUGCAGACUCAGCUGAGCAAGGGGGUCAGCAAGGAAGUUGUUGCCAAGCGUGAAAGAAUCAUCCGUGGCGACAUGAAAACUACACCUCACGACUGCUGGGCAGUGCUCAGGGCGGCCAAGACAGAUUUCCUGGCCGUUAUGGGGAAGAUCUUUGAGUCUGCCUCGACCUCCCAUGUUCAGCUGGAGACUUUGGAGCGCCUCCUCGUCCUGUAUUACCUGGAGGCCAUCGUGGUUCUGAGGCACCUGCAGAGGCCAGGUGUGGUGGAGCACAUGACUGUUGAGGAGUGGAAAAACAGGACCCAGGUGGGAGGGGGGCAUGUCUCCAUUGCGGUGAAAGAGCACAAGAUGGCAAGGCAGCAGGUGGCCAGCUUUGUCCUGUCCCCAGAAGAGGAGACUUGGUUCAUCUCAUACUUUGACGUGGUGAGGGAUCAGCUGAGAACGUCCAAGAGGGCCAAGUACAAUGCGGCGGCAAACAAGGUGGCAGAAAACCCCCAGGACAGGUAUUUCCUGUCCUCAUCUGGGAUGCCAGUUUACAACUGCUCCAAUGACAUUGCCCGCCUCCACCAGAAAUACAAAGUCCCAUUGGUGACCAGCCAGGUGGCAAGGCGGGUGUUUGAGACGGCAGCAAAGGCACUGACAGACGUGGACAAGUCCCUGGUCGCGGACUACCUGACCCACUCCACAGCCACUGCUGAGAAGCACUACAGGAUGAAAAGGGGAGCCAGCCUGCUGAGGGGGUCAGAAAUUAUCCGCCUUCUGGGAGCUGAGUUGGGUGGAGACUCCGGCAAGGAUGCGGCCAACACAUCUGAGAUGGCGUCAAACCCUGUGACAGCACCUGUGACAGCAAAUGUGCAGACGGACUUCCAGGCUGUCUGGGACAAGUUUGCAGAGAAGCAUCCAGUCACUUUGGACGGGGUGGUUCCUUCACUGCUGGAGCGCAGGGCAGCUUCUGAGGAACACAAGCGGAAGCUCUACGAGCGCUGGCUGAAGUAUCAGAUGAAGCUGAGGCUGCGGCAUGUCAUCUCCCAUUUCAGGCGUCGCCUCCCCUCAGACAGCAGAGUGGCCGCCUGGAUUGCCAGUCGGGGGUGGAAGAGCAACAUGCCCAGAGUCGCCAGCGUCCUGGAAGGCUGGAAGCCCAGCAGCAGCCUGUAAGACAUCCCUGCUUCCACAGACACCCGGCGCCUUGUCAGCAACCAGAAGUGGGGGGGACUCAAGCUGGUGGACAUUGAGGGCAAGGGAAAAGGCGUCCUUGCCAGGCGACAGUUUCACGCUGUGGAGGUGGUCUGUGACUACCAUGGUACCAUAGUCACAGGUGCAGAGGGGGAGGCCAUCCAUUCCACCACCAGGAGGAGAAGGGCUACGUGUUCUUUUACCAGAACCAGGACGAUCAGCAGAUGUGUGUCGAUGCACACGUUCCCUGCGCAUGCCACCCCGACCGGCAGACAUUCGGCAGGAUGCUCAAUCACUCCAGGAAGAAUGCUAAUGUCA